This is a messenger RNA of Acanthosepion pharaonis, 1395 nucleotides long. The record is from the annotation of a GenBank genome assembly. NCBI's taxonomy places the organism in Eukaryota, Metazoa, Mollusca, Cephalopoda, Sepiida, Sepiidae.
AUGGCGGCAAACUUUAUCUCAUACCCCUACCGGUUUCAUGUAAACUACCAAUUACCCCGCCCCAUCCUACGUUUUCUCGUUCCACAUCCCUUUUCCCUAACUCUUGCUCUUUCUCUCAUUCUUCCUCUCUUUUCCCUUACUCUCGAAGUCCAUUACUUAGUCUCUUUCUCAGAUCAUCCACUCCUUUUUCCUAACUCUCUCUCUCUCUUUCUUCCUCUCUUUUCCCUCACUCUCGAAGUCCAUUACUUAGUCUCUUUCUCAGAUCAUCCACUCCUUCUUCCUAUCUCUCUCUCUCUCUCUCUCUCUCUCAUUCUUCAUCCCGAUUCCUAUACUCUCCCCCUUUCUCGCAGUCUCCAUCUCGCUUCAAUUACUCCCUCUCUUUUUCUGAUCAUUUACACCUUACUCUCCCUUCUUAACGAAAUCUCCGUCUCUUUUCCAUUAUUGCUCUUCCUUCUCUUAUCAUCCACCCGUUUAUCCUUACUCUCCCUCUAUAUCGAAUUCUCCGUCUCUUUUCCAUUACUCCCUUUCCUUCUCUUAUCUUCCACCCGUUUACCCUUACUCUCUCUCUCUCUAUCUGUUUUUCCAAUUCUCCGUCUCUUUUCCAUUUCUUACGCUCUUUCUUUGAGCAUCCACCCCUUUUUCCAUGCUCUUCUUCUUCCUAUCAUUCUGCAUCCCAUUCCCCUUACUCUCCUUCUUUCUCGCAUUUUCCGCCUCGUUUCUCUUACUCUCCACCUUUUUCUAAUUCUCCGUUCCUCACCCUCCCUCUUUCUCUCAUUCCUCCUCCCUUUUCCCUUAUUCCACGUAUUUCUCUCAUUCUCCGUUCGUUUUCCCUUACUCUCCACCUGUCCCUCAUUCUCAUUUCCUUUCUCACCCUCUUUCUCUCAUUCUUCUUUCCUUUUCCCCACCUUUCUUUCAUUCGUCGUCUCUUUUCCCUUACUCUACGCCUGUCUUCCAUUCUUCAUUCCUUAUUCUUCCCCUCUUUUCUCUGUUUUUGUCUCGUUCGCCGUCUCUUUUCUCUUACUCUCCACCUGCCACUUAUUCUCCAUUCCUUGCUCUUCCUCUUUCUCUCAUUAUCUGUCCCUUUCCCUUUACUCUCAGUCUUUCUUUCUUUCUUUCUUUCUUUCUUUCUUUCUUUCUGCCCUAUUCUCUUUCUCCUUCCUUUUUACUCGCCUCACAGAUUCCAAAAUAGUUAAAUUAUCUAUCUAUCUAUCUAUCUAUCUAUCUAUCUAUCUAUCUAUCUAUCUAUCUCAUCUGUUCAUAUCUAUCUAUCUAUCUAUCUAUCUAUCUAUCUAUCUAUCUAUCUAUCUAUCUAUCUACCCCAAUCUGUUCAUAUCUAUCUAUCUAUCUAUCUAUCUAUCUAUCUAUCUAUCUAUCUAUCUAUCUAUCAAGCACUAG